Molecule: messenger RNA, 837 nt
Organism: Penicillium waksmanii
Lineage: Eukaryota; Fungi; Ascomycota; Eurotiomycetes; Eurotiales; Aspergillaceae
Exons: 1
Coding region: 1-837 (278 amino acids)
Molecular function (GO): catalytic activity
Source: RefSeq, a predicted model, not a curated record
AUGGCGUCGGUCUCAACCGCAGACGCUGGGCAGACAUUUGAGAUUAUCUCGUCGCUUCGAUACGAUCCUUCCCUACCACAAAUCACUCUCCGCAAUGCCGAUAGCUAUCCCAAUCCCCGAGACUCGCCCUACUACCUCUUGGCGUAUCAUCGUGACCGAUUAAUAGCUGCGGCGCGCCAUUUUGGAUGGGAACACGCGUUGAAAUGGUUGCAGCAAGAUUUGACAAGUUUUGAAAGGUUCCUGGACGGGUCAAUACCGGACCGGAGCAAGCCAUGGCGGUUGAGGAUUGUGGUGGAUAUCAACGGCAAGGGCUCGGUCGAUGUCAACCCAACUGCUGCAUUCGAUCCAUUGAACCUGUUGACUCCGUCUCUGCAUGCCAGCCGUCCACCGAAUAUAUGGCGGGUUUACGUUGAUAGCCAGCCCAUACUACCGUCCGGCUUCACCACACACAAAACCACUGCCCGGGAUGACUAUACGGCUGCACGAUUGCGAGCGGGGAUCUCUUCACCGGCAGAGACAUCAGAGGUUCUCGUGGUCAAUCCAAGAGGUGAGGUCAUGGAAGGAAGCAUAACCACCCCAUACUUCCGGCGUCGUGGGCCGAUCUCCAGGCCAUCUGGUCAAGACUCGACUGAGCCUGCUUGGAUUACGCCGCUUCUGAGCAGCGGCGGCAAUGCUGGGACAAGCAGAAGAUACGCUCUAUCCCAAAGGUUCUGUGUGGAAGGAAUCAUUCCACAGACCGACCUUGUGGAUGGCGAAGAAUGCUGGUUGAGUAAUGGGGUCCGCGGGUUUAUGCUUGGCGUAGUUGUACUAAGUUGUCAACCUGGAGAGCAAAAUUGA